AUGGCGCCCAAGAUCGACCCCAACGAGAUCAAGAUCAUCUACCUCCGUGCCACCGGUGGUGAGGUCGGUGCCUCUUCGGCGCUUGCUCCUAAGAUUGGUCCUCUCGGUCUCUCGCCCAAGAAGGUCGGUGAAGACAUUGCCAAGGCCACUGGUGACUGGAAGGGUCUCCGUGUCACUGUCCAGCUCACUGUUCAGAACCGUCAGGCUGCCGUCUCGGUCGUGCCCUCGGCCUCGUCGCUCGUCAUCAAGGCGCUCAAGGAGCCCCCUCGUGACCGCAAGAAGGAGAAGAACAUCAAGCACGGUGGCAACGUCUCCCUCGACGAGAUUGUCGAGAUCGCCCGCAAGAUGCGCUUCAAGUCUUUCGCCAAGAGCCUUGCCGGUACCGUUAAGGAGAUCCUCGGCACUGCCCAGUCCGUCGGCUGCACCGUCAACGGCCAGAACCCUCACGCUAUCAUCGAGGGCAUCGACGCUGGUGAGAUCGAGAUCGAUGACGAGUAA
This is a messenger RNA of Sporisorium graminicola, 498 nucleotides long. RefSeq lists its product as uncharacterized. Lineage: Eukaryota; Fungi; Basidiomycota; Ustilaginomycetes; Ustilaginales; Ustilaginaceae. Gene Ontology annotation, cellular component: ribosome; cytosolic large ribosomal subunit. Gene Ontology annotation, biological process: translation. The record is from RefSeq and is a predicted model, not a curated record. The coding region runs from base 1 to 498 and encodes 165 amino acids. The transcript is spliced from 2 exons. Gene Ontology annotation, molecular function: large ribosomal subunit rRNA binding; structural constituent of ribosome.